UCUUCCAGGUAUGGAUAACUUGAGGGACAUCAUCUCCUUUGGCUGGCAUAUCUACAGACAAUGUGAAGAGAUGAAAUACUGCCGGAAACAGUGUGAGCGUCUCAGGGACCGUGUUCACCACCUGCUGGAGUGUCUGGAAAAGCUUCAGGACCUAGGAGAAAAAAACCUGCCCACUGAGAUCACCAAUACCGUGUACCGUUUCCAGGCUGCCCUAGGAGAAGCUAAGAAGCAGAUAGAUAAGUAUAGCAAUAAAUCCAAUAUCCUUAAGUUUUUAACAGUAGAGAAGAACAAAAGGCUCUUUGAUGACAUAAACAAGAGUCUGAAAGAUAUCUGGGAGCAGCUUUCGCUUCAGCUUCAAACGCAUCAGUAUGUGCGUCUUUUAAGCAUCAACGCAACAGCUUGCUGGCAAGAAGAAGAUCAGCAGGAUGCAGAGGAAGACUGGAGGACCUUCCAAGGACUAAGUGAAAGCGAAAGUAUAGAAGCUUCACUGAGGCAAUGGGAAAACAUCACAAAACAAAUCAUCAAAACCAUGAGGCAAUACUUAGAGAAAUCCACUAAGAAGACCCCAGCAUAUCAAAUAAAGGAGAUUAAGAAGGAGGAGCUUUCAGGAUCCGAUUGGACCCUGCUAAGGAAAACUGAAUUCAGCACAUUUUAUAAAGGAAAAUACCACCAAUCUUCAGUGGCCAUAAAAGUAUUCAACAGCCCCCAGGCCAGAAGCACCGAAAUGGUGAGGCAAAUUUUCAAUAAUGAGAUCAGAACCAUGAGGAAAUUUGAUUCUCCCAACAUCCUGCGUAUGUUUGGGAUUUGCAUUGAUGAAGCAGUGACCCCACCUCAGUUUUCUAUCAUCAUGGAGUACUGUGAGCUUGGGACCCUGCGGGAACUGCUGGAUAUGAAAAAGGACCUCGAAAUCUCUGAGCGUAUCUUGCUGGUCUUGGGGGCAGCCAGAGGCUUGUACAGGAUGCACCAUUCAGAAACAACCGAACUCCACAGAAACAUCAGCAGCACAAGCUUCCUGGUAACUGAAGGCUACCAAGUCAAGCUUACAGGAUUUGAAUUGAGCAAAACACAGACUUCCAUCAGUCGAGAAAGAGAAAAGGGGAAAAAAGUAGAGAAAGUCAGACGCACCGCAUAUGUCUCACCUGAGAAACUGAAAAAUGUGUACAAUAAAUAUGACAUAAAAGAUGAAAUCUACAGCUUUGGAAUUGUCCUCUGGGAAAUUGCCACUGGGAAGAUCCCGUUUGAAGGCUGUGAUUCUCAGAUGAUUUACCAGCUGGUGGCUAUGGACCAGCACCAGGAGCCACUGGGUGAAGAUUGUCCUCCUCAAUUGCAGAAGAUCAUUGAUGAUUGCCGGGCAUUUGAGCCUGCCAGGCGGCCCUCUGUUAAUGAAAUCUUAGAGAAACUGUCUGUCUUUUACAAAAAUUGAAACUGAAACUAAAGGAUCCCUGGACAAGAAGCUGGAAGAGGUGCAAGCUGGGCAUCUUUCUCUCUCCAAUUCUUUUGGAGUUAUUUAUGGGUGCAGGGAGGCAGAAUUUCUCUGUUACAAAUAGAAAACAGUUCCAGUCAUACAGAGCACAUCCCACUCCAAAUGAUGUUGUCAAAAAUACACCUCUGGGGAAAAAAAAUACACCUCUGAUAGUAACUGUGACAGAUGUUUUACAAAAAUGUAUCUCUCUGUAUAUCCACACCUCUUGGCACUGUGACUUUGCAGCUCCUCCGAUCAAGAAGUGGAGUCUACACAUGACACUAAUAUAUUAUUGUGUCAGUUAUACUUCAAUUGAAAAAAAAAAAGGAGAGAUACUCUCUCCUGCAAAGUGAAAUGUUUACAGAUGAUGAAAUUAUAUAUCUCAGGUUUGAUUCAAAAUAACCUAGGGGAAAGGAGAAUAGUUAUAAAGAAAAAGAUAAAAUAAGAUUAGCGAUGAAUUGGUAACUGUUGAAUCUGGAUGAUGGGUACAUGGUGGUUCAUAUGCUCUUCUUUUCUGAAUAUGCUUAAAACUUUUCACAAUAAAAUGAUUUUUAAAAGAGAAAAAAGAAGUGGAGUCUACUUCCCCACCAUUUGAAUCUGGGCUGGCAUUGGCCAAUAAAAUGUAGACGUGAUGGUGUGCCGGUUCCAAGCCUAGGCUUCGAGAGGCUUUACAAACUCCCACUCCCUCUCUUGGAGCCCUAGCCAGGCAUGCACAAACUGGACUAGUGUGCUGGAAGAUGAGAGACCACAUGGAGCAGAGACAGCCUGUCCCAGCUGAGGUCAUACUAGACCAGCCAGCCCAGGAGCUGACCCAGUCACAUGAGAGAGUCCAAUCAAGCCCACACAGCUGAACCAGACCAAACUGCCCAUUCACAAAGUCAUGAUUUAAAUAAACCAUUGUUAUCUUAAGCCACUAAGUUUUGU
Messenger RNA from Hipposideros armiger (great roundleaf bat), 2386 nucleotides. It is a transcript of the gene MLKL, whose product is annotated as mixed lineage kinase domain like pseudokinase. NCBI's taxonomy places the organism in Eukaryota, Metazoa, Chordata, Mammalia, Chiroptera, Hipposideridae. Bases 11 to 1423 code for a protein of 470 amino acids. Gene Ontology annotation, biological process: cell surface receptor signaling pathway; necroptotic signaling pathway; protein phosphorylation. The transcript is spliced from 10 exons. The record is from RefSeq and is a predicted model, not a curated record. Gene Ontology annotation, molecular function: protein kinase activity; ATP binding.